This is a messenger RNA of Acanthochromis polyacanthus (spiny chromis), 3754 nucleotides long. RefSeq names its product formin binding protein 1a (gene fnbp1a). Gene Ontology annotation, biological process: signal transduction. Lineage: Eukaryota; Metazoa; Chordata; Actinopteri; Pomacentridae. Gene Ontology annotation, molecular function: protein binding. The record is from RefSeq and is a predicted model, not a curated record.
GUACACACAUUCAGCAUCACUGAUGACAAAGGGUCCUCCAGGGAGACGCGCUGCGCGUGACCGAGUCCUCCGCUUGUGCCACUGCAGACAGACUGAGCCGGACAGACAGGUGGAGUGGAGACAGGCGGCCGGUGACGCGGUGAGGAUGCACGCGGCGGGCAGCAGCAGCUCCCGGUGAUCGUCGGUACCGAAAGGCGGAGCAGCGCGAGGAUCCGCAGCGCGAGCAGCAGAGCGGAGCCAUGAGCUGCAACUGGGGCACUGAGCUGUGGGACCAGUUUGAUAAUCUGGAGAAACACACCAGCUGGGGAAUCGAUUUUCUGGAAAGAUACACCAAGUUUGUCAAAGAGCGAGCCGACAUCGAGCUGAGCUACGCCAAACAGAUCAGGAGUCUAUCUAAGAAGUACCAUCCAAAGAGAAGCAGAGAAGAUGAGAGCAGGUACACCUGGUGUCUGUCUUUUGCUGCGACCCUCCAGCAGCUGAAUGAACUGGCGGUCCAGAGGGAAGAACUGGCUGAGAACCUGAACUCUCAGAUCGCUUGUGAACUGACUCGGUACACCCAGGAGCUGAAGACAGAGAGGAAGACUGUGACAUUCCAAGAUGGCCGCCGUGCCCAGCAGCACAUUGAGAGCUCCUGGAAACAGCUGGAGUCUAGUAAACGUCGCUUUGAGCGUGGUAAGGAGGCGGAGCGAGCUCAGCACAUCUCCGACAGAAUCGACCUGGACAUUACCAGAUCUACAGCGGAUGUGUUUCAGGGAUCCAGUCCUGCUGACUGCAGCCACCUGCCUCCUGAACAGAGGAGAAAGAAACUACAGAGUAGAAUCAACAGCAUGAACCAAGAGAUCCAGAGGGAGAGGGAGCAGAGAGACGCUCUGCUGAAGAUGAGGGAGGUUUAUGAACGCAGUCCUCAGAUGGGCGAUGCCGGCAGUGUGGAGCCUCGACUGGAAGAAGUGAAGCAGAAUCUGAUGCGACUGGAGGAGGAGCUGAGGAGGAACCAGGUGUGGUUGUCGGACGCUGACAGCAGGUUGUGCGAACACAGCAGCAGCAGACAGAAUAAUUCCACGGCAACAACUCCAGGAAGCAGCAGCCUGAAACAUCUGGACAACCGCAGCCCUGCCAGCAGGGAGAGUCCUGACGGCAGCUACACUGAAGACCACAGUGCUGAACUUCACUUUAAGUCUCGCAGUUCAGAGUUUGAUGAUGACUUUGAUGAUGAAGAACCAUUACCAAGUAUCGGCACUUGCAAGUCUCUCUACCCAUUUCAAGGCCAGAACGAAGGCACUCUGUCCAUGGUGGAGGGUGAACUACUUUCGGUCGUGGAGGAGGACAAAGGUGACGGCUGGACCAGAGUGCGGAGGAACCUGGAGGAGGAGGGAUACGUUCCCACCUCCUACAUCAAAGUCUUCCUGGAAAGCAGUGCUAAAGGUGCCAUGACCUACAUAUGAACUUCAGAUGACCUCUGCAUGACCUCUGUAUGACCUUUGAAUGACCUCUGAAUAUGACCUUCUCAUGGCCUUCAUCUGACCACAGUGACCUUCAAAUGACCCCAUCUGACCUCCACACUGAACCCUGAAGAAAUACUGAAGUGACCUUUACAUGACCUCUACGUGACCUCUGACCUCUACAUGACCUGUGACUUCUACAUGACCUCCAGGUGAACUUCCUGUGAUCUCCAUGAGCCCUCCUGAUGACCUCUUUGACCUUUGAAUGUUGGUUUCUGUCUGUCUGUCUUCUACCUGCCUGAACUCGACCUGCUGUUUGAAUCUCUGUACCUGUGUGACACACCUGUGCACCUGUAGGGCAGGUGUGUCUCCACCUCCAGGCCUGUAGAUGCCACUAAUGAUGUGAUCAGUCACAUGAUUGGUCUCCAGGCUGAUGAGGAGCACACUCAGUUAAACAGCGAUGUGUCCGUGGUAACAGACGUGAACACAAACACCUGCUAGUCAGUGAGAUCCAGUCACACCUGAGAACUGUCACCAGGUGAACGUCUAUUAGCAUCAGCUGGAAGGACGUUAGCAUCAGCCUUAGCAUUAGCAUUAGCAGACCUGAAAAUAAUACAGAUGUAUUAUGAUGUCACAGACAGGUAGACAGACAGGUGGAGAGACAGGUUGACAGACAGAUAGACAGCAAGUAGACAGACAGGUAAACUGAUAAAACCAGUUUUUAAAGAUGCCCCCCAGUUCACAGCUGAGUGACUCUAACCUGUGGAGGACAGAGUCGAACUUCUGACUCGAAACUGAUUCUGUUCACCUUCUGUUUCUGUGGGGGGGUGAUACCGCGAGCAGCGGAGCUUCUACAGCUGAUCGCUGCUGCUUGGGACACACGUCUCAAUUCUGAUCACAGAUGUAUUAAAAAUGCCUCCCGAGACACACACAUGUUUUGCACACACUGUUGCUCAGUGAAAUCUGGCUGGUACAACCGUGUCAGACCAGUAGCGCGAACGCAGAAAUGCCCGGCAGCAGCCGACCACGCAAGUUUCGUGUCGCGGUGGCAGACUGGCUUGGCUCCGUGCCAGUGGAAACGCAAACUGGUUUUUAGAAUGAAACAACUAAGCUCUGAACUAGCACUAGCUCCUGGAGCCAGUGGGUGUAAACACGGUAUAUGGGUGCGAUCGAUUCUUCAUUUUUAAUAAUCUCAAACAUUGAAAAAAUAAAUCAAAUUUUCAAAAACAUCUGGCGGGCCAGAUAUUAUUCCUGACGGGCCAGUUUUGGCCCGCGGGCCACCAAUUGCCAACCACUGCUUUACAGGCACCGUUAGAGGAACCUUUACAGGAACCGUUAGAGGAACUUUACAGGAACCUUACAGGAACCUUUUAGGCACCUUUAUAGGAGCCUUACAGGAACCUUUAUAAUACAGAGUAAAUAAAAAUAAUUCCAUAUAUUUCAAUUCUGUAUUCUAUAAUAAUUUUAUAAUAAAGUCUAAAGCUAAUCAGAAUGAGCAGAAGGUUAUCGACAGCUGAUUACAGUUUGGAUAUUAACUAACGUCUAACGUUUCUUCAGCUGAGACAAUAAUUAAUCACUUCAGGUUCAUGAACAUGAAGCUAGUCGGUCAGUUUCAGUCCUCCUGUCUCACCCUCUAAUCUGUCUGUCUUUCUGUCUAUCUUGUAGGCUUUGUGCACAGUAGUCGGCUAGUCUAGCUAGUCCACCAGGGAGGACGUCUCGCCACAGGAAGUGAUGUAAGAGCUCAGAGGAGGUCCAGCAGCAGCUUCUUAUUGGACAGUUUUACGCUUCAGAUAUUUCAGCCAAUCAGUUGACAGAUGGCAGAAAUUUAUCAGAAAUCAAUCAGAACUGAUUGAGGUGAUCCAGAACAGAUCCAGAUGAUCAUGUUUCUCUAGAAACUAAUCCGCUUCACAUCACAUGAAACUUGAGUCGUGUUAAUUAGGAGUUUUUAGGUCAGAGGUCUGAAACUGAAGCUGAACGCCGUCGUGAUGUCACAGAAUGCUGUGACAUCACAGUGGAUGUGGUCAUUUUAAAGAGCUGACUGUGUGUAAAUAGAACCUGUGCAGGUGUAGCCCCACCCCUGCUGGCAUUAGCCAUGCUCCGCCCCUAUUUAUAGCCCCGCCCUCUCCAUGGCCCCGCUCCAUGCUUGUUGAUCAAUGAUCAUUUUUAUUGAUGAUUGUGUGAAAUGUGAACUUUUUUAUUUGAGUGAGAUAUUGAUCAGUUAUGUAUUGAUUUUUUUAUAGAGAUGUGAGACUGUUGAUCACGCUCUUUUCAACUUCCUGUAUGUUAGACUUUCAAAAUAAAGUACAUUGAAUCAA